AUAAAGCGAUCCCCAGCCCUACUCCUUCCGGGCCAGAGGGAACCAUGGCGGCGGCUCUGGCUCGGCUCGGACUGCGGCCGGUCAAGCUGGUUCGAGUUCAGUUCUGCCCGUUUGAGAAGAACGUGGAGGCGACAAGGACCUUUCUCCAGGCGGUGAGCAGCGAAAAAGUCCGUGCCACGAACCUCAACUGUUCGGUGAUCGCCGACGUGAGGCACGACGGCUCCGAGCCCUGCGUGGACGUGGUGUUCGGAGAUGGGUAUCGGCUGAUUAUGCGGGGCGCCCACCUCACCGCUCAGGAAAUGUUCACUGCCUUGGCCUCCCACAUACGGGUCAGGAACGCAGCGGCGGCCGCGGCAGCAUCGGCCUCCAGCGCAGACAAGCCCGGCCCAGUUACUGGUACCCGGCGCUGACAUUGCUUAAGAGUCCAACCACUGAAGGUUAGCUUGGAACUAAAGAUAGCUGUCUAAGAAGAACUGGGCUUAAUCACUCACAACGCUGCGUGGCGGUCACGAAACAGACUGAUGGUUCAUGGAAACCUGACACUUGCCAGUGCUCUGGGGGCAAGAUAAGUAAGAUGAGGUGGUGGAGGGUCAGGACGAAUUUGAAUUUUUCUUUCUCCUUUUCCCUCACUGCGUAACCGUAUUUGAGUUUGGCUUCAUCUGUUACCCAAGUACCUUUUAAUUAAAUAUUUAUUGCCAAAUGAA
Peromyscus maniculatus bairdii (prairie deer mouse) is the source of this 704-nucleotide messenger RNA. RefSeq names its product mitochondrial ribosomal protein L53 (gene Mrpl53). Gene Ontology annotation, cellular component: mitochondrial large ribosomal subunit. NCBI's taxonomy places the organism in Eukaryota, Metazoa, Chordata, Mammalia, Rodentia, Cricetidae. The record is from RefSeq and is a predicted model, not a curated record.